CUCCACACUCCGUGAUAUAACAAAGUGUUUUACAGUGUAAUCACUUAUUCGUGAGAUAUUUCUUUAAACACUCUGGGGACCAGCUGCUCCGACAAACAUAUAGCCUAAAUUUCCGGGUGUUUUUGGAGCGAUUGAAAAAUAUUCAAAGCGAUCAAUAUUACAUCUAAUAUAUUGAUAACGGUUUCGUAUCAUUCAAGCAUAUAAUGUAAUGUAAAAACAUUUUCAUAACAUUUCGUUUAUAGCAUCCAUUGCUUUUUUCACUAUUUUAUUUAACAGUAGUUAAAAUUUUUAUAGAAUACCGCAUGAAGUAUAAAAGACGCGAAUUUGUAUCUCUGGUCCCCAGAGUAUUAAUUCUGUUGUGCUUAUUUUUGUGCGAACUAAUUGAAGUGACAUGGUGUGGCAUUAACUGAUUGUGACGUGCAUAUUGUUGCUUUAUUAUUUCAAUUUUGAUUGUAGGUUAGCACUUUACGUCGGAGUUGACAGACUUUUGCACUUUUGUUCAUUAUUACGAUUCGUUAUUCGCGAAAUAUUCUAUAAGCGAUUCGUUGUCAUCUCAUUUGCGUAGUUUUCUGAUCAUGAGCGCAGCAGAACCGAUGACCUCUGUUUCCAGCCCGGUCGUACAGUGUAAAAAACCCAAACAGAAAAGGAAAAGGCUGAAUAAGAACCGUUCGAGGAAGCGCGGGCGCUGUGCAGGGAUGAGGUUCCAGGAACAAAAGAAAAGAACGUGUAUGUUGAAGGAAGUCGUGCCCGCCUUCCUCAGCACAACGAAUCCUGCGUCAACGCAGCGGUCCAGCAGUCCUCCUCUCGUUGACUUUACGUUGCCAGAGGAAGAUACUGCGGAGCUCUCGCCGUGCCCGUCCCCUGUUGAAUUGCUCGUGACGGACCAUUGUGCCAAAGUCUGGUUAUCUUCGAAGAUUCCGGUCGAAAUUUUGAAUGCGCACGUACGUCAUCAUAUUUCCGGGGCAGGAGGGGUUUCGCCCAUCGUACGGUCCUGGUGCAUGGAUGUCUUUCAUCAGAUGUAUCUCGUCGAAGAUUUUCCUGAUGUGCCUUCUUAUGAUUUCAAUAUUCAUCGUUUAAAUUCUGAUUCUACAUUGUAGUGUAUAUACAUAUACAUAUAUUUGUUAUUAUAUAUUGUUAUGGCUCGCGUUGAUCGCAAGCCAUGAUAUAUCCCUAUCUGAUCUAAAGUCACGGCUCAUGUUAAUCGCUAGACGUGACAUCAACCAAAAGAUGGAAAGUAAGAACAAGAGCCAUAAAUUUCACCCAUGUUCAUCGGUGAUCUCCCUAUUCAUCUCUACUUGUAAGUUAAACUAUUUUUAUAUGAUGCGUAACAACAAAAUUUUAAACGUCUUCAAUUUUUUUAUUAUCGUAUUCAUUAAUGAUAAAUAAAUAUAAAUUAUAAUUUGAAUAAAAAUAAAUAAAAAAAUUAGAAAAAUUUGGUGCAGAUUUUUACAUAUUUUAAAACAAUAAAUAAAAUUAUAAAACUAGAUUCCAACAACACGUAAAAUAGGAUUACAACUAGUAAUUAAAAUAAGAUUCCGGAAAUUAGCUGGAAAGUGGAUUGGUUGCGACUAUGCAAGUAAAACCUUAUUAUCAUCGAGUAAGAACAAGUCAGUAACCAAUGAUUAAAGCGAUCCCAAGUACCAUGUGGUUGUACUACCCGCUCCCCAGAAGUGGCUUCACACCCAUCGCCUUAAGGUUUAUGCUCUAUCCCUAUAUUUCUAUGUCCAUAUCAUAGAUGCAUAUCACGACUCAAUUUUCAGACGAUUUUCCCUAGGCUUCGGUAUACGAGCGUCAAGACCUGUUUAUAUGAUCGUGGUAUACACACCAUACACUGUGGCCCAGACUCGUUCGUACAUCUAGUAACUAAUUCUAGUAAUAACAUUUAAACGAUAAGGAAUAUAGUAAUUUAGUAUGAAUUUAAAUAUUUGUAUAAUUUUGAAAUAAAAACCCAAUGAUUGUGAAAGGUUAAUUACAUGCAAUAGAUCAUAUGAAAAAUUACAAUAUUAUUAAUAAAGAUGUAUUAAAAA
Bombus huntii is the source of this 2027-nucleotide messenger RNA. RefSeq lists its product as uncharacterized. NCBI's taxonomy places the organism in Eukaryota, Metazoa, Arthropoda, Insecta, Hymenoptera, Apidae. The record is from RefSeq and is a predicted model, not a curated record. Bases 576 to 1097 code for a protein of 173 amino acids. The transcript has 2 exons.